AUGUCAACCUUGUACCCAUCGCUGGAAGAUAUGGAGGUUUAUCACAUGUUGACGGCCCAGGACAACAAUACCGUCGGUCCCCAGCCCAGGGCCCCAGCUCCAGCCCCUACUGCAAGAGAGAUGCCGGAACCUCCCAAAGCGGAUGCACCGCCAGUUUUGUACCCAAAUCUCGCCGAUCUCAAUGAUUACAUGGGCCUCUCUCUUUCCAGCGACGAGAUCCAGAGGAAUUUAGGUCUCGUCCCGACAGGCGAUUCUGCCGCGGGUCCACCUUCCUCAGCCCCAGGUCUGUUGGUGGCCCCUGUGACCGGAAAUGACGCGGGGCUGCGUCGAGCAGAGAUCAAACCGGGUUUGCGCGAGAUCCACCUGUGCAAGGACGAACGUGGGAAAACCGGACUGAAGCUGAGGACCAUUGAUAAG
Notechis scutatus (mainland tiger snake) is the source of this 417-nucleotide messenger RNA. Lineage: Eukaryota; Metazoa; Chordata; Lepidosauria; Squamata; Elapidae. The record is from RefSeq and is a predicted model, not a curated record.